AAAAAGUCAUCAUUUGCCUAAAUAAUCCAACUAAAUAAGUGUCAGCAUUACAAUCAUAAACAAAUACACAACCAAAAAUGAGGAGCUCAAGUGUCAUCUUUCCACUUUCUGUGAGAUGCAUUGUCGUCCUCGUACUCUCUUUGCAGCUGAGCUUCGAAGUUCCCUCCAUUGAUGCUGCUACAACCAUUGGUGGGAAUGAGACAGAUCAUCUUGCUUUGUUAGAAUUCAAGGCAAAAAUUUCGCAUGAUCCCCAGAAUGUCACAAGUUCAUGGAAUACUUCUGCCCAUUUCUGCAACUGGGAAGGUGUCAUUUGCAGUCGUAGACACAAAAGAGUCACCGGCCUGAACCUUCACUCUAAAGAGUUGGUUGGCAAUUUGUCACCUUACAUAGGAAACAUGAGUUUCCUUAAGGUCAUUAGACUGCAAAACAACAGCCUUCAAGGUGAAAUCCCACCUGAAAUUGGCCGUUUGUUCAGAAUCCAAGUUUUAGAUCUUAGCAACAACUCUUUUGAAGGGAAAAUUCCGGCCAAUUUAUCCAGAUGCUUGAACAUGAGUUUCCUUGGAUUAGCUUACAACAAGCUGUUUGGCAACUUUCCAGUAGAGCUCGCCACUUUGCUCAAGCUCAAACACAUUGUAAUUCAUGCAAACUAUUUGAGCGGCGACAUACCAUCAUUUCUGGGAAAUUUUAGCUCACUUGAAGCUUUGUCAGCUCGUGGAAAUUUCUUCAGUGGAAACAUUCCACAAUCUCUGGGUCAACUCAAGCAUUUGUCAUCUAUUGGACUUGGAAGCAAUAACCUCUCAGGUAUAGUCCCUCAAGCCAUUUUUAAUCUUUCCUCCAUCACUGUAUUAUCUUUGUCAAACAAUUCCUUGCAUGGAAGUCUUCCAUCAGAGAUUGGCCUCCUUUUACCACAGCUUCAAAUAUUACAAAUUUCGAGGAACAAUUUUAGUGGGUCUGUUCCAGUUUCAUUAUCCAAUGCUACUAAACUCCAAAGAAUUCUUCUACAGCAUAACAAUUUCAAUGGAAAAGUAGAUGUUGAUUUUGGAGGCUUACAGCAACUUUACAGGUUAUUUUUGAGUAACAACAAUCUUGGAAAGGAGGGGGAAAAUGAUUUGGAUUUUAUCACUUCUUUGUUGAAUUCUAGCAAUUUGAAAGAUGUGGAUUUAUCUUACAAUCAAUUUAAAGGAGAAUUGCCAAAUUCUGUGAGUAAUGUAUCUUCAACCCUCGAAUGGAUCUCAGUGCACUUUAAUCAAAUAGGUGGAAGACUCCCUCAGUGGUUAUCAAAGAUUGUUAGCUUGGAGAAUAUAAAUCUAGCAUAUAACCAAAUUACAGGUACCAUUCCCAUUGAAUUAGGUAAACUUUCAAGACUUGUAGAUUUUAAACUCAAUGAUAAUAGAUUAUAUGGAUCAAUUCCUUCAUCUUUAGGAAACAUAUCAUCAUUGGGUGAAAUUCGUUUACUUCGCAAUAAUUUACAAGGCACCAUUCCCUCGAGUCUUGGAAAUUGCCAAAAAUUAUUGUUCUUAUCUCUUUCUCAAAACAAUCUUAGCGGCUCCAUACCCAAAGAACUUUUUCCUUUUCAAUCCAUGUUAGUUUCCAUAGCCCUAGAUCAAAACCGUUUAGACGGAUCUCUUCCUUCAGAAAUUGGAAAUUUAUUCAAUUUGAAGGAAUUGUAUGUUUCUCAGAACUUGUUGUCUGGUGAAAUUCCAAAUGAUCUUGGCCGCUGCAAUAGCCUCGAGUUGCUUUACAUGGGCAAUAACAACUUGGAAGGUAGCAUUCCACCAUCUUUGGCCUCUUUAAAAGGUCUAAGAAUACUUGAUCUGUCUCACAAUAAUUUUUCUGGCAAGAUUCCGGAGUACCUAGAGCAAUUUGCAUUGGAACAUGUCAAUUUAUCUUCCAACAAUUUUGAUGGUGAAGUUCCCACUGAAGGAGUUUUUGCAAAUGCAAGUGCAAUAUCAGUUGCAGGAAACAAUAGACUCUGUGGGGGUAUACCAGAGUUACAGUUGCCUAGAUGCCCUGUUUCAAAGAGAAGCAAAUUGCGCAGUUUCAAAAUAGCUGUGAUCAUCAUCUCCUGUGUUUUUGGCGUUGUUGUGCUGUUAACUUGUAUGUGGUAUGGUUUUAAGAAGAAGAAAAGAGAGCAAUCUCCCACUUCCUUGGACAUAAUGUCAUUUCAUAAUGUUUCAUAUGAAAUGAUUCUUAAGGCAACUGAUGGGUUCUCUUCAGCAAAUUUGAUUGGUGUGGGAAGCUUUGGGUCUGUAUAUAAAGGCACUUUUGUAGAGGAUGGUGCAAUUUUUGCAGUGAAAGUACUCAACCUUCAACAACAAGGUGCUUCGAAGAGUUUUAUGGCCGAGUGCCAAUCCUUGAGAAAUGUUCGUCAUCGAAAUCUUGUCAAGAUAAUAACAUCUUGCUCCAGUAUUGAUUUUCAAGGAAAUGAAUUUAAGGCACUUGUUUAUGACUAUAUGCCGAAUGGGGAUCUACAGGAUUGGUUACAUACAGACUUAGAAAGACCUGUCGAGCUAAUUGAUGAACAACCAAGUCUAAGCCUUUUGCAGAGAUUGAACAUUGCUAUAGACAUUGGGAAUGGGCUGGAUUAUCUUCAUCAUCAUUGUCAAAAGCCAAUUAUUCACUGUGAUCUAAAGCCAUGCAAUAUUCUUCUUGAUGAUGAAAUGGUUGCUCAUAUUGGAGAUUUCGGGCUAGCAAAGUUCCUUCCUCACCUAAUGAAUCCAACUCAAAGCAGCUCGAUCGGAGUUAGAGGAACAAUAGGUUACACACCUCCAGGUACUUGUCAUCCUCUUGGACCAUAUAUGCUUUCUCUCAUUUACUUCACAAAUCGUUUUCUUUUUCAUUUUGCAGAAUAUGGAUUAGGAAGCGAGGUAUCAACAAGCGGAGAUGUUUACAGUUAUGGAAUCCUAUUAUUAGAGAUGGUGACAGGAAAAAAACCUACUGAUGAUAUUUUUGUUGAAGGUUUUAACCUUCACAAUUUUGCUAGGAUGGCAAUGCCCAACCAAGUGUUGAAGAUUGUAGACCCAAUUCUUUUACAAGAAGAUUUUCCGACAAAAGCAAGAAAUGAUAGCAAAGUUGAAUGCCUAACUUGCCUAAUCAAGGUUGGAGUAGCAUGUACAAUGGAGUCUCCUCAAGAUAGAAUGGACGUGAGUAAUGCAAUCAAAGAGUUACAUGCAAUCAAAAAUAAUUUUAUGCAAACUAAAUAAGGCCAUCUCUGUAUUGAACAGCUAUGAUAUUCAACAAGUCUUUUAAGGUGGCUGCAGUGGAUCCAGAAAUUAGUAGGUCCAAUAAAAAAAUAUAAAUAAAAAUGGUUCCUUAUCAGAUUUGGAAUUUUUAAAGUGGGAACAUAUGAAAAUUCAUGCAAGGAGUGAUAAUAGUCAAAGGAUAUGCUUAUCAUUGAUGAUUAAAAAUGGUUCUAUUUGCUUGACAAUGAAUUCCUAGUGAGCUCCUUGCCGUGAUCCGACUGCAAACAAGAGAGCUGCUUUUUUUUUUUCCAUUUAAUUUCAAAGGCUUCAAACUGCAUAUUGUAUUAUGCCUCAGUAUUUCUAUUUUAAAUCUAAUUAAGAUAUUUACU
Manihot esculenta (cassava) is the source of this 3571-nucleotide messenger RNA. Its product is annotated as putative receptor-like protein kinase At3g47110. Bases 78 to 3203 code for a protein of 1041 amino acids. NCBI's taxonomy places the organism in Eukaryota, Viridiplantae, Streptophyta, Magnoliopsida, Malpighiales, Euphorbiaceae. The record is from RefSeq and is a predicted model, not a curated record. The transcript is spliced from 2 exons. Gene Ontology annotation, biological process: protein phosphorylation. Gene Ontology annotation, molecular function: protein kinase activity; protein binding; ATP binding.